This is a messenger RNA of Lachancea dasiensis, 384 nucleotides long. Lineage: Eukaryota; Fungi; Ascomycota; Saccharomycetes; Saccharomycetales; Saccharomycetaceae. The record is from the annotation of a GenBank genome assembly.
AUGGAAGACAGCAGAGUGUCUAUUAAUGUGGAGAAAGUGGGAUCAGUUGAAGGAGCUGAAGGAAGCGGGUCGGCUGGGAAAAGUGAAGUCAUAGGACAUAACUGCGAUGAGGAUAUGGUUACUAACGUCUCACUGAGUCGAGUAUCAAAAAAAAGCGGCAUAAAGAAGAAGAAGAAAGAUAAAUGCUACUACGAGAAAUGUGGAUUUACAGCUCUUAAGUUCAUCGGUGACUGCCAGUUUUGCCAAGGGCAUUUCUGCUCUCGCCACCGGAUAAUGGAAAACCACUCUUGCCAAGGACUCAAAUCUUGCAAAGAACAAAUGCAUCAACGCAACGCGGACAAGCUGGCCGCAGAGCAAACAAUCGUCGCCAAGAUCCAAAUAUGA